ACAUCCUGAGUUUUAUUUCCUUAUGUAAACCCUUUCGUUCUCAUCUAGAUUUCGCAUAAAAUUAGGGCUUUUGAAAGUUUUGUAAUGCUGCGAGACAAUGGAGGACUCGGAGAAAAUCAUUGUGUCGAAACCCGACGACAACUCUAAAUCAGGGUUUCAAUAUUCUGUUUCCAAUUCCGAUCAAGAUCCUCUUCAGUGCGAUUCCGAUCACGCCUCGCUCCACGAGCACCUCCAGAAGAGUUUAACUUUGAAUGCCGAGCGACAACGAGACCGAGAAGAUGAAGAGAAAAAAGUGGCGGUGAACAUUUCGGAGGAAGAAGAAAGGGGAGAUGAAGUAGAAGAGGAUGCGAAGAGCGAAGAGAGUAAUGGAGAUAUCAAGGCAACUGCGUAUGAAGAGAAAGCUGAAUAUGAAUGGAUAGGCGCAGAGGAGCCCGAGAAGAAGGCUGAAUAUGACUGGAUAGGUGCAGCGAAGCAUGAAAAUCAGGAUCAAUAUGACUGGACAGGUGCGGACGAGCCUGAGAAGAGGGUUGAAUACAAUUGGAUUGGCACAUACGAGCAUGGGAAUAAGGGUGAAUAUGGCUGGAAUGGUGCAGGCGAGCAAGAUAACAAGGGUGAAUAUGACUGGAAUGGUGCAGGCGAGCAUGAUAACAAGGGUGAACAUGGCUGGAAGGGUGCAGACGAGCAUGAUAACAAGGGUGAAUAUGGCUGGAAGGGUGCAGACGAGCAUGAUAACAAGGGUGAAUAUGGCUGGAAUGGUGCAGACGAGCAGGAUAACAAGGGUGAAUAUGGUUGGAAUGGUGCAGACGAGCUUGAAAAUAGGGAUGGGAGAUAUGAUAGUGGCAGUUAUUAUGGUAGUAGUGAUAAUAAUUAUGCUAGGAAGUAUUUAUACCCCGUGAGGCCUGAAGCAGAAGAUUGUGCCUAUUAUAUGAGAACAGGGACUUGCAAGUUCGGAUCCAAUUGCAAGUUUAAUCAUCCUGUUAUAAGGAAAAACCAGGCCAUUAAAGAGAAGGUGAAGGGAAGGGAAGACUUACCAGAGAACCCGGGCCAGACAGAGUGCAAGUACUACCUAAGGACAGGAGGGUGUAAGUUUGGGAAUGCAUGUAGAUUCAACCAUUCGACAGUGAAAGUGCCAUUGGUCAAUCAAACUGAAGAACUUAAUUUUGUUGGCCUGCCAAUCCGACCGGGAGAGAAAGAGUGUCCAUAUUACAUGCGUAAUGGCUCCUGCAAAUAUGGAGCAAAUUGCAGGUUUAACCAUCCUGAUCCUACCACUGCUGGAGGAAGUGACCCUGCUUCAGGAUAUGGUAAUGGUCGCUCUGCAACUUUACAGAGUACCUCCCAGUCCGGUGUUGCUUCGUGGCCUUCGCCAAGGACAAUAAAUGAGACUGCCCCCUUUGUUCCAGUGAUGUUUUCACCAGCCCCGGUGGUUCCUCCCCAAAGUCCAGAAUGGAAUGGCUUUCAGGCUCCUCUAUAUCCACCAGAAAGGAGUAUUCAUCCACUUCCUGCGUAUGUUAUGACCAACCCUGCAACUGAGACCAAUGCUUAUACUUAUCUUCAGAAGCCGCAGAUGGUAGUCGAUCAGUUCCCAGAACGACCUGGCCAAUCUGAAUGCACUUACUAUAUGAAAACUGGGGACUGUAAAUUCAAAAUGAACUGCAGAUUUCAUCAUCCAAAAAGUCGUAUCUCAAAAUCACUUCCAUGUGCUCUAAGUGACAUAGGCCUGCCUCUGAGACCUGAUCAAAAUAUCUGUUCGCAUUAUAGUCGCUAUGGCAUUUGCAAGUUUGGCCCAGCUUGUAAAUUUGACCAUCCAAUCCAACAGUCUUCUUCAACAGUCUCUUCUCUGGAUCAGCUGCAUUCCCUUAAUGACCCCGUCACUGCAGGAGAGGACACAAUGGCUGGCAAUGGCAAAGGAAAUGCAAAUGGAACUUACCUUGGAGUUAGGCAGCCUGUGUAAAAUUUUUGCCUUCAUAGUAUUUUACCUCUGUUGCGGAUUUUAUAUAUAAAAUUGAAAAUUAAUUAACUCAUACUUGCAUUCUGCUACCAGCUUGGCAUGGAAUUUUUAUAGGUAGGUAUUAUAUAUUUCUCUUUGAUGGUUGUAAACUUAUGGUAUGCACAAGAAUGCUUGACAGAGUUUGUCUAUGGAUAUUUUAAAAGCCUCACAGAAGGACAGACUUUCGCAGUU
Tripterygium wilfordii is the source of this 2179-nucleotide messenger RNA. RefSeq names its product zinc finger CCCH domain-containing protein 43-like. The transcript has 6 exons. Bases 98 to 1951 code for a protein of 617 amino acids. The record is from RefSeq and is a predicted model, not a curated record. Lineage: Eukaryota; Viridiplantae; Streptophyta; Magnoliopsida; Celastrales; Celastraceae. Gene Ontology annotation, molecular function: mRNA binding; metal ion binding.